Messenger RNA from Macrosteles quadrilineatus (aster leafhopper), 1587 nucleotides. RefSeq names its product zinc finger protein 875-like. The transcript has 10 exons. The record is from RefSeq and is a predicted model, not a curated record. Gene Ontology annotation, molecular function: RNA polymerase II cis-regulatory region sequence-specific DNA binding; DNA-binding transcription factor activity, RNA polymerase II-specific; zinc ion binding. The coding region runs from base 1 to 1587 and encodes 528 amino acids. Lineage: Eukaryota; Metazoa; Arthropoda; Insecta; Hemiptera; Cicadellidae. Gene Ontology annotation, biological process: regulation of DNA-templated transcription.
AUGGUGUCACAAAAUAACCCCUGCAGGCACAAAGUAACCCCAGUCUACGCGUUCACCUACAGCUGUGAUCAGUGUGGUCGCUUCUACAGCUGGAAAGGCAGCCUCCGCCAACACCAGAAGUACGAGUGUAACCAGGAGCCGAAGCAGUGUUGCCACUUUUGCCAAUACAAAUCUCACACUCCGAGUCAUCUAAGACGGCAUCUCCGCAACGUCCACCAAAUACCGAUCUUCAACAAGCGAAGUUGCCCAGAGAAACAUUUGCUACAAGUAAUCAACGAAAAUUCAUGGACUGAAGAGAAUGAUGUUCAAAAUAUUUGGUUCACCUGCUGUUGCGGUCGGUCGUACAAGCAGAAGGGCAACUUAUUGUGGCAUCAGCGACACGAAUGCGGCCGUCAACCCCAUCAGCUCUGUCAGUUCUGCGACUACAAGACACACAAGAGAUAUUUCAGGGUGGCCAUUUAUUGCAGAGUGUGUGGUGACAGAAGCACAGGAAUGCACUACGGAGCUUUGACGUGUGAAGGAUGUAAAGGAUUCUUCCGACGCAGCCAGUCCUCGACUGUCUACUACGCGUGUGUUGGUGAUGGGAAAUGUGUUAUCGAUAGAGUCACUCGGAGACACAUCUGUGCGUGCGGAAAGCAUUACAAGUUUAAGGGAACGCUAGCCUGGCACAUACGCCAUGAGUGUGGCCGAGACGCCAACCACGCUUGCCAACUGUGCAACUACCGAACCAAGGUGCGCAGCAGUCUUCUGCGUCAUCUGCGCAACGUGCACAAGCUGGACGUUCCCGCAGAGAGAACCGUCACGAAACACCAGAAUGGCACUUCGCUCUCCUCAGCGAGGAACUCUCGGUAUGUGUGUGAAUGUGGUAAAAGCUACAAGUGGAAGAACACACUCCAGUGGCAUCAGAAAAAUGAAUGUAACCAAGAACCUAGUCACUUCUGCGAAAUAUGCAGUUUUAAGUCUUGUCGACGCAGUCAUCUACUGCGGCAUCUGCGUACUGUACACAAACUAGACCUGCCUCCUGAACGAGAUCGUUAUAAUCGUCCGAGUCGGCCAGGAUAUUCAAGUGUGAAAAUUGCUCCCGAAGCUAUUCCUGGGCUGCGAGUCUUCGGCACCAUCUGCAGAAAGAGUGUGGCAAACCCAAACCCUACAAGAUCAGCUGGUAUGAAGCACACCUGUAUGCAAUGUGGCCGCAGCUACUCCUGGUUGUCUAGUCUGAAGCAACACCAAAUGAAGGAGUGCGGUAAAGAACCAACCUUCAGCUGCAGUCACUGCGGUUAUCGAACAUUCCGCAGCAACAACCUGAAGCGACAUUACGCAGCCAGGCACAACUUUAUACCACAGGAAGUGAUGAGCGGGGCUACGCAAUUGUCAGUAGAAGAUUUGUCAGAGCUGCCUAUUUUUGUGUGCCCGUUUUGUCGGAAGGGGUAUAAGCACAAAUACAGUCUGAAGCAGCACAUGUUGCUGCAGUGCGGGGGCAAACCUCCGCAGCAAGUGUGUCACAUCUGCAACUUCAGAACGUUCCAACGCAGCACGCUGUAUAGACACCUGCGCUGCAUCCACCACAUAGACCUCGUCUUCAAGUAA